Epinephelus lanceolatus (giant grouper) is the source of this 3532-nucleotide messenger RNA. The record is from RefSeq and is a predicted model, not a curated record. Lineage: Eukaryota; Metazoa; Chordata; Actinopteri; Perciformes; Serranidae.
UCAGAAUUGAGCUGGCACAGCAAGCGUCCAAUGAACGCCCGCUAUUCAGUUUGUAAGGCGGGGCUUCCGAGUAGGCGUGUGGGAGAUAGUAGGAAGAGGAGGUCAAAUGCGUGCACUGUAAGAGUUUCAAAAACGCGAGGCUGUCUCCAGGAAAUUUACGCAGCUGUCAUGUUUCACUCUGUGCCCCGUCGGCCGAUCUGCGACAUCGGUGUAAACACAAUGAGGCUUCAGAGCAGCAGGACAAUCAGACGGGCUGUCGAGGAGGGCAAAGGGAAGCUUGAGAGUUUCCCAUGGCUGGGCAGGAACAUGGGCCUGUUGUUGUCCUGGCUGCAGAGGGCAGGUAUGGGUGCAUCUGAGGCCGCGGGGUCUGGUCAAAAGAGGAAGGGGUUGCUGUCCAUAUUUGCGGACCACUGCGGCUUUGUGACCGGCCAGAGGCUCCGGCGUGCUUGCCAGGUCGGCGAGCUUUACUCCAACCUUUACUCCGAGCGGACCAAAUGGACCCUGGUGGGCAACAUAUGGCGCAGAUUUCAGAGCAAGCACGCCCCCACUGGGAAACUUGUCGCGGCCCUGGCUGGUAUCUUCAUGUGGGAUAGUGAGAAGAUUCAAGAUGAGGAAAUUCGCAGGUGUGGACUCGAGCUACAGGCACUGGAGGCUGUAAAAUGUCUGAACACAGCUACAGGUACAGUGGCCGGACAGCUGGAACCUGGCUGGGAAGUUGUGAUGGAGAAGAAGGGCUUCAAAGUGUGGAAGCGCCCUAUACCCAACAGUCACCUCUAUGAAUACAAAGUGUUGGGCUCUUACAAUGAUGUCACCCCAAGGCAGUUCUUCAAUGUACAGUUGGAUACAGAGUACAGAAAGAAGUGGGAUUCUCUGGUUAUCAAGCUUGAAGUGGUGGACAGAGAUGCCAGCACAGGCUCUGAAGUUGUGCACUGGGCUACACACUUUCCUUAUCCCAUGUACUCGAGGGACUAUGUUUAUGUGCGUCGCUAUGACGUGGAUAUAGAAAACAACCUGAUGAUCCUGGUAUCCAGAGCUGUGGAGCAUCCCAGAGUCCCAGAGACUCAGGACUUUGUGAGAGUCCAUUCAUACCAGUCAAAGAUGGUCAUCCGCCCUCACAAGUCCUUUGAUGAGAAUGGAUUCGAUUAUCUGCUGACCUACAGUGAUGAUCCUCAGACUGUCUUUCCCCGUUACUGUGUGAGCUGGAUGGUGUCAAGUGGUAUGCCUGAUUUUCUGGAAAAGCUGCAUACUGCUGCCUUGAGGGCCAAGAAUUUAGAAGUUGGGAUUCACGACUACACAGGUGUCAUUAAAUCCAGUGACAACAACCGCCAGCAAAGCCAGGAGCGGCUCAGUGGAGAAAAGCCACACACAGGUGGUCCCGGACAGAUCUACGCUUGAGACGGAGAAUUUAUAGACCAGAGAUUAUGUUGGUCUGUUUUUCGCUCGCACUUGAACCCGACUCAAACCCUCCAGCCUAUCUUUUUGGGUAGAUUGCAUGAACUGCAAAUGGAAGCUGCAACCUACUUUAAAGACAGAUAUACAGUAUGUCCUUCCAUAGACAUGGUUAUAGUGGUUGCUGAUGAGAUGUCACAAGAACAAUGAAUUGUACCGAUGACAGCUGACACCUGUCCUUUUUGGGAAACGUUGCCAUAGAAAUUUUCACCCAGACUGCUGGCAUUGGCACUGUUUUUGCUUGGCAAGGUGGCAUUUUUUGCCGCCACUGGUAAUGAUGUAGGUCCAAGAGCCAUUGGUAAGAUCGAGCCAAAGUUCCUAAUUGUAGAGAUGCUUUUGUCAAGAUGCAGUUUGUCCCAUUUUAACAUUCUAUGUCUUGUCUUCCACUGUUUGACAAGGCUUGACUUCAAAGGCUGUUCAGAGCGAAUGCAGCCACAUUACUGUAUUAGUGUCUGUGGUGUGAUUACAGCGAGAUGUUGUGUAAAUGGUCAUGCAGUACUGGACGGUGAAACCCAAAACUUCUGCACCUACAGAUGAAGAAUUGAGGACUUUCUACCACAUUUUUUCAUGCAACUAAAGCAACUGGUUUCCUGUUUGCUCAGUGUGUGUUUGAUCUUUAUGUGUCUGGAUGGGAUGGAUUAAAAAAACUAAUGAUGCCAUUACUGGAAAAUUUGUCCAAAGAAUUGAAAAUGAACUUUCUCGUCCGUUGUAUUUUGGGGAUUGCGCUGUUUUGCCAUUGGUACAGUUGAAGUUUCACACUGUUCAUCUCACCGUGUCUGUGUAACCGUUGAAACUGCCAGCGUUGACAAAACAGCCUUCUGAAGAUAAACCAGUCCUUCAGCACUAGGGGCAUAGUGUCUUAUAACAACCACAUAAAUCCUCAGCUCAAAGGUACUGAUGCGCUUCAGUUUACUCUCACUAGCAAGGCAUGCCUACAGAGACACAUUUCAAUAAACCCAUGCCCCUUUGUCGAAGAAACUUGGACCACCUGUGCCACAUCACAAUUUAUUUACAUUUCAUAUAAAGUUAAAAAAUUAAGUUGUCCCAUUUCAGUUCAGAAAUUAUUUUGUCAUCUUGGUGUCCACAGCAGUUGUAGCAGACGUCACUGAAGUUUGAACUGUUGGAGCUAUGGGUGUUUGUGUUUUCUUUGUGUUACAGUUGAUCUUGUACAUUCAUAAAACCGUUGCCUGAAUACUGGAAAUCCCUGUUCUUAUGAGUACAACAAGCUCUGUUACAUGUUUGUCCUGCGUUGUGAUUCAUCAGUCUUUAUUAUUAAUGUGGAUCCUACUGAUAGUCCGUAACUCAUCCUUCCUAAUCAUCCUUGUUGCUUUUCUAAUGAACUUUUUGCAGGGGUGUUAUGAAUGUACAAAGAGCUCCACGUUGUGUGGGAAAACAUCGCCUAAUAAAGUACACUGUUUACAGCCUGACAAUCUGGCACAGAAAUCUUGAAAUUCAUUUGUGUUUAAAACAUCUUUAUGUGUAUUAAAAUCUCAUACUUGUAGGUGGUACAUCAGAGUGAAGCAGCUGCAGUAACUGUCUCAAGAUCAAACAGUAUAGUGGCAUCCACCUUGUGAAGGUCCCACAUGUAUGAGAAUCCCCGAUUUAAUAUAUCCCCGUUGUCAUUGUGUGUAUUUCCAUACUGUGAAGUAUUUCAGUCUGAUAAAAAAAAAAGGAUAAAAAAAAAAGGGCAGUGAAAGUUGUGAAACACUGAUAUGUUGAAAGUGCGAGGGAGAAUAUCUCUUGUGUGGUCAAACAGAACUGUGAGACUCUAAAGAGAUCAUCGUAAUCUAAUUUAACAUUAUGCAACGUUUGCUAAUGUUCAGCUUGUGAAUGUAACAUGUUAACUGUCAUUUAUAGACACCUGCGUGCCACCUGCAGUAGUCUAAAAGAGUUGUCACAUACUGUUUUUGUUACUUCUUCCUACAGGCAGUAGAACGUUUGUUGUGAUUAGCCACCACAUCAUGAGGAUUACCUAUGAAUACUAUUGUGUGGAUAUGAGCUAGUGCACUUGUCACCCUGUGAUUUCAUGGCUGAUUGAAAUGGAAGAACGACUAAUCAAAUCAAAUAAACAUCUUCAUGUGUA